This is a messenger RNA of Sphaeroforma arctica JP610, 339 nucleotides long. RefSeq lists its product as hypothetical. The coding region runs from base 1 to 339 and encodes 112 amino acids. The record is from RefSeq and is a predicted model, not a curated record. NCBI's taxonomy places the organism in Eukaryota, Ichthyosporea, Ichthyophonida. The transcript has a single exon.
AUGGCGCAGCAAAAUGUCGACAUCUUUCAGAAUGCGGUAGAAGAGGAUAGCGGGUACACAAGUAGUGACGCUAGUGCCACAAUGCCAUCCUUGAUGUCGAAUAGUGGCAGCGAAUCGGAAGAGACGCCGAGACCGAACGAUCAGCACGUCCGAUGGAAUCAGCAAAUGGAAUCUGAGGUGAACAAUGGACGCUUCAGCAAUAGAAUCAAUAUGGCUAGACAGCUCGAACGCUUUAGGCUUCCUAGACAGGUACCUAACUUUACUGGGACUUCAAGAACGGAGGCAGGUAUUGACACUACGACCGAACCCAAGGAGCCCUCGACCGAACCUAAGGAGUAA